GAUUGCUUUUCAUCCAUGAGAGGAUAAAUCCCGGAUACUCCCUAUUAGUCAGACAGAACUGAAGAAGCCUUUCGGAUGAGAGGUGAAACGUCUUCAAGCAAGUCCAGUUGCUCUCUUUUACCACCCACAGUUUACUAUGACCUGAGAAUCUUCACAGACGUGUUUCUCUCUAGGCUGUUUUUGAUGAGACACACUUGAGCGAGACACAAUUCACAUCCAUUUCACACAUCUGAAAAACCAGUAACUAAAAUAUAAAGUGUCAUUUGUACUGUAAGCCUCCAGUAGACUUUCAGUUUCAAGUAUUAAUGCUGUCUCUUCAGGACUUAGGUUUGAAUCCCCAUAAAGGUUGAAUAAGAUGGCACACUUGGACCUGGGAAAUGUAGUGCUUCGGCGGAUGAAAGAGGAGGAUAUUGAGGCUGUAAAGGCUCUUAUCAAGCAAGGAUGUGAAGGGAUGGAGAACCGGCUCAUCCUGCACCUCCUUACGAGACCACUGGCGGUCCUGCUGCUUGCCACAGUCUCUUCUGUGCUCCGUUUUGUAGUGCACUCUUUUAUGCUAGCCCUUUUCAUCCCUGUUUUCCUUCUCAUCAUAUACCUCAAGCUCACCAUCCCACGGUCCAUGGGCAUCCUGGGCUCCAGCAGACCCUACUGGGACUAUCUGGGCAGCAGCUACCAUGCUAGGUCCGAACCAGACCUACCGAACCCGCAUGCCACCAAAGCCAAGCUCGUGACUGACCAGGAGAAAGCCAAACGUCGGAAGAAAGCCAAAGAGAAGUAUAAGAGCAAAGAGGCAGAGAAAGCGAAGGCUGAAGACAAGGAGAAGGUGGAUGAAGAUGAUCUAAAGGAGCGGGCACGUGUUGCAGGGGAGGUGUGGGUCGCAGAGAGCGAUGGUGAAGUGCUUGGUUGCGUUGCCCGAGAUGGUUGGAGCCGGCAUGGUGUGUACCGUAUCUGUAGGCUGGUAGUGCAGAGCUGGUACCGGAGAGAAGGGCUUGGCAGGCUGCUGGUCCAGAGCCUGGAGUCUAGAGCCAAACAGAGCAGAGUGCACAGGGUCUAUGCCCAUGUGCCCUUCCCCUCCAAAGUAGGAGAGGCAUUCUUCAGAAAACUGGGCUACCGGCUCCAGGGAGAGACGUCUGGGGUGGAAGGUGAAGAGGAGGAGGAGGAUUACGAGGAGCCAGGAAAAGGCUGGUUGGGCUUCCCAGUGACAAAGGUGUUUGUUAAAGACUUGUGAAUGGGCACUUUUUUUGUAACUACAGCCUGAAAUCGUAAAAUAGUCAAAUAAUUUGUGACAUUACUGACGUAAUUUCUGAAAUUCUAUAAACUCACUACAGUGAGUGAAACCCACAAGUUCAUUUAAAAUUACAACGUUUAUUUAUAUUGGUUAUU
Messenger RNA from Neoarius graeffei (lesser salmon catfish), 1380 nucleotides. RefSeq names its product N-acetyltransferase 14 (GCN5-related, putative) (gene nat14). Gene Ontology annotation, molecular function: N-acetyltransferase activity. NCBI's taxonomy places the organism in Eukaryota, Metazoa, Chordata, Actinopteri, Siluriformes, Ariidae. Bases 356 to 1225 code for a protein of 289 amino acids. The record is from RefSeq and is a predicted model, not a curated record. The transcript is spliced from 2 exons.